Prorocentrum cordatum is the source of this 360-nucleotide messenger RNA. The record is from the annotation of a GenBank genome assembly. Lineage: Eukaryota; Dinophyceae; Prorocentrales; Prorocentraceae.
AUGGGGUGGAAGGCAAGCCGUUGGGCCAGAUACUGCUACACCAUAGCAACUUUUUCAACUAUUGCGCCAUCGUUUGGCAAUUUCAACGCUGCGCGCCAGUGGAACGACAUCGGUUGGGCCACGCACGGCAAUUUCUCCGCCUCCGAAGCCCCGCUGAGAGCUGCAGGGAGGGAUUCAUUCGUGUGUCCCUGGGCUCCGUCGGACUUGUGCCCGCGCCCUCCCUGGCUUCGCCAGGGCUGUGCCCAGGCGCCGAUCCCGGGCCUGAGGGGUCCGGGCCGGCAUCGCUGGUGCGCGCGGUGGUCCGCUGCGGCCCCCCACCUGGCGGAGCUCAGCCGACCUUGGUGGAGCUUUCUGGUCUGA